Messenger RNA from Anopheles funestus (African malaria mosquito), 798 nucleotides. RefSeq lists its product as uncharacterized. The transcript is spliced from 4 exons. Lineage: Eukaryota; Metazoa; Arthropoda; Insecta; Diptera; Culicidae. Bases 1 to 798 code for a protein of 265 amino acids. The record is from RefSeq and is a predicted model, not a curated record.
AUGUCGGGAAACGAUCAAAGCAGCAUCGUCCCGCUGCUGGGACCGGAGUUAGACAACCGUACAAAAACGCUCGUAACGGAGAAGCUAGAAGACGAGAAUCGGACGGCCGGUGACAGUUUUCCGUCUUUUACGGUGUCGUCAGAAUCACCACCCCUGUCCCCAACAUCCUUUACGACGUCAUCCUCGACCUCACCCGUACCCUCCUCCGCAUCUUCCUCCUCUACCUCCGCCACAUCGUCAACUGGGUCACUUGUACAGCCACCAUCAACCAUCUUGCAACCGAUCAACUAUCAACCUUCGUCGGUCGAAUUGUCCUCCAGCGCUGUAACAACAGCCGGUAUCAGUACGUGCGAGCCAAUCGGCGAGAGCAAAGGGCGCCAUCGUACCGACCCGUGCGAUAAACUCUGCCGUAAGCGGCCGGAAGAGACGGAGCACCGGUCAGAGUCCGGCGGGAGGCGGGCGGUUAGUACGGACGGGGCGGAGGCGGGAUCGGGACUGGGGAUCGGUGUGGAGGAAGCAUCCGGCAGCUCGGUGCUACCGGAUCUGUCGUCUUCCGGCGACGAGCGGAUCAAGGAGCUGACCGACGGUAACGAUUCGGAAACGACGACGACACGAAUCAUUGCGGAAGGGGAAGGUACCGAUCCCGCCCUCGUAUCCGGCACAACCGCCAUUGCUAACGAACAGAAAGCGGAGGACGAGGAGCAAGAGCACCGAUCGGAGCAGGGCGAGGUUGACUCAGCAGCACGUGCGGGUCAGAAAGUGGUGGUCGGGCGGCGGGUGGCAUCGCUGGUGGGGUAG